UCCCCCUCAUGAACGAGAAGAGCUGUUCAUACAGAAGUUGCGACAGUGCUGUGUUCUCUUUGACUUCAUCUCUGACCCGCUCAGUGACUUGAAGUUCAAGGAGGUGAAGCGGGCAGGUCUCAAUGAGAUGGUGGAGUACAUCACACACAACCGCGAUGUCAUCACUGAGGCCAUCUACCCUGAAGCUGUCAUCAUGUUUUCAGUGAAUCUGUUCCGGACACUGCCCCCUUCAUCCAACCCGACAGGAGCUGAAUUUGAUCCUGAGGAGGACGAACCUACACUAGAGGCUGCCUGGCCACAUCUCCAGCUGGUGUAUGAAUUCUUUCUACGGUUUCUGGAAUCGCCUGAUUUUCAGCCAAAUGUAGCCAAGAAAUAUAUUGACCAGAAGUUUGUUCUGUCAUUACUGGAUUUGUUUGAUAGUGAAGAUCCCAGAGAGCGAGACUUUCUCAAGACCAUUUUGCACAGGAUUUAUGGAAAGUUCCUGGGCCUGCGAGCAUAUGUGAGACGGCAGAUCAACAACAUAUUUUACAGGUUUAUCUAUGAAACGGAGCAUCACAAUGGGAUUGCAGAGCUACUGGAGAUCCUGGGCAGUAUAAUCAAUGGGUUUGCUUUGCCUCUGAAGGAAGAGCACAAGAUGUUCCUCAUUCGGGUGUUGCUACCUUUGCACAAGGUGAAAUCACUGAGCGUCUACCACCCGCAGUUGGCAUACUGUGUGGUGCAGUUUUUGGAAAAGGACAGCAGCCUGACAGAACCAGUAAUUAUGGGCUUGCUGAAGUUCUGGCCAAAAACACAUAGCCCUAAGGAAGUGAUGUUUCUCAAUGAGCUGGAGGAGAUACUAGAUGUGAUUGAGCCCUCUGAAUUUGUAAAAGUUAUGGAGCCCCUCUUCAGGCAGUUGGCCAAGUGCGUCUCCAGCCCACACUUUCAGGUGGCAGAGCGGGCGCUGUACUACUGGAACAAUGAAUACAUCAUGAGUCUGAUCAGUGACAAUGCAGCCAAAAUUCUCCCCAUCAUGUUCCCAGCACUGUACAAGAAUUCCAAGAGUCACUGGAACAAGACCAUUCAUGGGCUGAUCUACAAUGCAUUGAAGCUGUUCAUGGAGAUGAAUCAAAAAUUGUUUGAUGACUGCACACAGCAGUACAAGGCAGAGAAGCAGAAAGGGAGGUUCAGGAUGAAAGAGCGAGUAGAGAUGUGGCAGAAGAUUGAGGAGCUGGCCAGGCUGAAUCCCCAGUAUCCCAUGUAUUAUGCACCUCCACCUUUGCCUCCUGUUUACUGCAUGGAGACAGAGACCCCAACUGCAGAGGAUAUACAGCUACUGAAGAAAACAAUGGAGACAGAAGCUGUGCAGAUGCUGAAAGACAUAAAGAAGGAGAAAGUUUUGCUGCAUCGGAAAUCUGAGCUUCCUCAGGAUGUCUAUACUAUAAAAGCCCUGGAGGCCCACAAGAGAGCAGAAGAAUUCCUCACCUCAAGCCAGGAGGCGCUCUGACGGGCUAGGGAACUGCCCUGGGAGGCCUGGCCCCCUUCACUCCCCCCAGGGGUUACACAAAAAUGCACUUGGUUCUAAUGUAUAACUAGGGAAUGAACAUGGUGAGCUGUGCCUGUCCUCCACUCCAUUCCCAUCCUUUCAGGGUAGAUUUGGUUUUACGUUGUACCUUGUAUCUCAUCACUUUGUCAUGUCCUCCUGCUUUUUCCUCUAAGGCUGUUUUUUGUGUGCACGUGCAAAGGGAGUUCACCCGGUCCAUGUCUGUAUCAUUCCAGGCAGGAAUAAUAUAAUUUCCUGCUGCUUACUGAACCAAACCACAGCCUGGGACCAAAGCCUCUUGAAUUCUAUGUCUGGGCUGAAUUUUCCAGCCAUAAAAUGCAAUGUGGUUCUUCCCUGUCCAUGUAUUACCCUCCAUGCACAGCCCUGUACCACAUAUACAGCAAAGAGCCCCAGAACUGAAAGAUAGCAGAUGCUCAAGUGGUUUGGAUCUUGUCCUUCAUCUGGACAGGAUAAUUCAAGUGGGUUCUCAAAGGCUGCCUCCAGUCACAUUCUAGAUGUCCCAUUUUAGAAGUGGAUUUUCACCUCUGCCCUUGGGCAAUGAUUCAUCAAGUUCAAUUGUCUCAUGUAGCAGAAGCCUUGCUUGGUCCUUACUUAAUGGAGUCCCUCCAUUCUGUUCUCCUUUCUGUGAUGUGAGGCUAAUUCUUUCCUGGAUGAAGUACUUUGUAAUCUCUAGAUGAAAGCAUUGUGUGGGCACAAAUGUUACUAAAUUUAGGGAUAGGUUCCUCCUAUCCCUAAAGCAAUCAGUCUCGCCCUUCUUCCUUUAGAAAGUUCCCUAUAAGACAUGUGUCAUCCAUGCUAUUCUAAGGAACAAUUCCGUCCAUUCCUUCAGCCUUUUUGUUUUUCUCCUGAGUUUCUGAAAGCUUGUCAAUACCACUGAGGAAGUGAGGGGCCCCAAACUUAAUGUGCUAUUCCCAGGCAGUCACCAAAGGGUGAAUAUUACACCUCUCUGCUUUAUCGACUCAGAAGCGGAACGGCUCUCCUUUUGUUGCCAUAUCGCAUCUGCACCCUACCUGUAUGCAGGCCAAGGUGCCCAGGAAGCUUGUGCCGAUUGCUGUAAUUCACUGCAAGCCAAGCGACAGGCAUGUGUUAUGGGCCCAGGUUAAGCUUGUGAGUAUUCAGUUGCAUCUGUGCUUUGGGGUCAUAGACCUAAUUAUUAGGAAACAAUUGCUUCUGCAGGUGCUAUAAGGAGAGUUCACCUUGCCCUAUCUGUACAAGCUUAGUUAGCUAUCUGAGCUGAACUCUAUUGUGGCAUCCUUGGGGGUCUGGGACCCUUGCUAGUUCUUAUGUAGCACAUCAGGGACCAGCUUUUAUAAGUAGGACUGUAUCUGCCAGUAGCCCAGGGCCUUCCUCCUGGCUAGUGGUUAGUACGUUAUAGUGUUUGGGCAGUUCUCUUGAGCGUUGUGCUCCAGAUGUCCCCCUUGCCUGGAAAAGCUGUUUUUUAUGGGCAGGGUAAAUUCACUGUUCUCCAUUACUUAUUUUUAAAUAAAAUGCUGGCCUUGCUUCUUUCUUAUGACAUAGCUCCUGAGUGGGUAAGCAGCAGCACUGUUGCUACUGGUUUAAGAGUUGCCUUCCAGAAUCAUGGGGGAAAAAAAACAAAUCACAGAAGGAAAAAUCCUUGUGGAUCAUGUCCUCUGCUGGCAUAUUCCACUCUCCAGCUUUACUUCCUUAGUGACAGGUGCUCCCAUGAGAGCUUUCUCCCUAGCCGCAUACCUUUUGCUACUCGCAUUCAACCCAUCUUUUCCAUUCAUUAAUCCCUUGCCAGGGCUCUUACUCAUAUCCUGCCCAACUCAUGUUAAAGUUCUUCUUCCUCCUCCUUGUUUAAACCCUUCACACAUACAUUAUUAACCCUCCGACUAUAGUCAGCUCUUUCCUCCCAAGUCAGUCAUUCCUUCCACUACAGCUCAUUCUUUUCCUUUGAAGUCCCUUUGUCCUUGCCAGACUUGCCUUUGUUGGCCAGAGGAUGGAAGGUGACACCCUAAUUAAGGGAGUUCUCUAAUUUUCUAAAGAUUCUCAAUACAAAUAGAACAGCACCUCCCAUCUGCUUUGUCCUGUGGGCUAAAUCAUCUAGUGAUCCAUGAAUUACAUGCUGGAGAAGUUUCUACCUUCAGCAUGAAUCAGAGUUCACAACCAGUUGUAAAAUAUGUGCCCUGUGCCUGGCAUGGUGUUUGGCAUAUGGCUGCUCAUAACGAUGUGGCUUUCACUUUGCUACAAAGAAAGUGAUGGGGAAGGGGUGCAGAGGAGUUGCUAAAUCCCAACAGCCCUCUCCUCACCCUCCCCCCUUGCAACUUACAAAAGGAACCUACAGCAGCCAGGGAGGAACUAACAUGUCUGAUGGGCCUUGGUGUGGUAUCACUAUAUUGACAAGAGCACUUGCGCAAGCUAUCUGUCAACUCAUCUCUGCUAUACUAUGGAAGGUCCCACUAGCUGCCCUGACUGAGGAGCAGGCAGUGCUAGUUGGAGGCCUAGGCCUACAGCAGGGAAGCACUUUGACUAUGGAAGAGAUGGAAUUGGCAGUUGCUGCAUUCCAGGCUAGAUUUUGCCUCUGGCUGGGCUCUAGUUCCUGCUAGAUUUGGUGGGGGAAAGAGAAGGAAAAAUAAGUUACACCACCCUAUUUGUACCACUACUUUUUCCAUUUGAGUUUUGUACUGCAGCUGUCUGGCUUAUCCCCACUUACUCAAAAUCUUGUUUUGGGUCAGGGAGUCUUUUAUGCUUAGCACAAUCACAUAACAUUUAGUUUGCCUAUUCAUUUCACUGUCCAGGAAAGCUAAGUGGUGGGGGUGGUGUGAGAAAAGUUUAAAUGCACUUGACACCUCUAUAAAACUGUAGUGACACAUGCAGCUCUUGGGCAUCGUCAACCACAUCAUAGCUUGUUUUUGUACAUUUGUUCCCUACCAUUAGCACUGACUUCUCCCUGUGCCCUACCCACCUCUCAGCCACAUGGACAGAGUUGGAGCUGCCUCUUCCACUUAUCACAUAGCUCUCUCCUCAGGAGGGCAAAGUAAAACUAAACAAUGCAUUUACCCCCUGGACACAAGUAUUAAGCUGCUUACAGUUCAUAUGUACAUAUGGUGUACUUUAUUUUCAGUAGAGCAUUACAUAGUAUGAAAGUGUUGAAUUUUGUACAGAUGUCCCUGUAUGUACAGAACUAAAUAAAAAUGGAUCUCUUGAAAAGACAA
Messenger RNA from Alligator sinensis (Chinese alligator), 4716 nucleotides. It is a transcript of the gene PPP2R5D, whose product is annotated as protein phosphatase 2 regulatory subunit B'delta. The record is from RefSeq and is a predicted model, not a curated record. Gene Ontology annotation, biological process: signal transduction; protein dephosphorylation. Bases 128 to 1483 code for a protein of 451 amino acids. Gene Ontology annotation, molecular function: protein phosphatase activator activity. Gene Ontology annotation, cellular component: protein phosphatase type 2A complex; cytosol; nucleus. The transcript has 13 exons. NCBI's taxonomy places the organism in Eukaryota, Metazoa, Chordata, Crocodylia, Alligatoridae.